AGUUUUGAAAGGCUAAACCUCAGUCGAAUCUUUCUCUUUUCUCCCUCGCUUUCAUCUUUGCCCAGAACAUCCUUCACGGGAUGGCAGCUGAAUCCAAGAUCGGAUCAUGCACUCAGGUCAUUCGCUCCAAUGGAGAAAUUUUUGCAGUUGCUCACCCACAGCGCAAGACUGGGUACAAGUCUGUGAACAGCGAGACGAAUGUACGGACUCUUGGAUCAAAGACAACUUACAAACAAUUCUAUGAAGAUGAAGUGGCUCUUCCGACCGUGACUAAGAAUCCGAAAGGCAUGUCUUACAGGCCUAAGCUUGUUCCCUACGACAUGAACAGCAUCGUCAACCAACUUCCAGUCAGGUUUGACCGCGAACCUCUGCACGGCGUGAGGUUCUGUGCUCCCAGAAACAUCAGUCAGUUUGGGCUUGGUGAUCGCCCAUAUGAACGACAGUAUGUGACUUCAAACAAGAACUCGUUUGUUCAGCAUCAUGGGCUGCCAGUCGGCUUCACAAAUCAGGGCAUCAUGAGCGAAAAAACCAGAUUUCUCCACUGGAAGCAAUCCCUGUAGAAGGUUCUGGGAUUGGAGACUGUCAAUGAUUGAAGUUACAAAUGUGGUGCGCAACGUUUUGAAACAUGAAACACGUGAAAAGAGAUAUAUAUGCAGAUGGGCAAAGUUGAUUAGGCUAUCGCGGUGAUGUAAUAAAUCAUACAUGUAGGACGAG
Messenger RNA from Guillardia theta CCMP2712, 714 nucleotides. RefSeq lists its product as hypothetical. The coding region runs from base 81 to 560 and encodes 159 amino acids. The transcript has 5 exons. Lineage: Eukaryota; Cryptophyceae; Pyrenomonadales; Geminigeraceae. The record is from RefSeq and is a predicted model, not a curated record.